GAAAAGCGAAAGCCCCCCGAAGAAUUCUAACGCAAUCCAAGCAAUCCAUGUUCCAAGAGAGAUAAGUACAGCAGCGUUAGAGAUACAACCACCACCAUCACCACCACAACCACCACCACCGCCACCACCACCGCCACUACUAAUAGGACUGUUAUUAAUGUUUAUGUUGGCAGCAUCAUCUACAUCGUCUUCGUUAUUAUUAUUACAUUUAUUAGCUUUAGUGUCAUUUUUGUUAUCAUCAUCAUCACCGUCAUCUUAAUCAUCUUCAUCGUCAUCAUUGUCAUCAUCAUCAACAUCAUCAUUACCACUACCUCUGUCAUUGUGGCUUAUAUAUCGUCACUAGCGUCAAGAAAAAACACCAAAAACAACGUCGACAAUUGUCACACAAAUAACUCCCGACUCUUGACAAAGAACAUCAAAUAUUUACUUGGAGUUAAAAGAUUACCAGAAGCGUCGGAUGAGUUUGGCCUCGUCAUUUUGAGUUGAAACCAAGAACGCUGCCGUCAGCACAAUGACAGAAUCUUUUGGACGGAACUAUAUUAUUGACUUGUUUUCAAGAUGUCGCAAUUCUCGUCAGUUAGUACUUUUCAUCGUCUUCAUCGCCCUUUUCCUAGACAACAUGCUGUUAACAACAGUAGUUCCAAUCAUUCCGAACUUCCUUUAUUUAACGCAAAACAAGGAAAUCCUUGUUAAUGACACUCGACAAGUACUGGUCAACGUAACCGAGCCAGCGGUCAUCGAAACCAUUUGCUACAAUGUGACCAAAAAUAGAGAUCUCAAUGAAACGGAACGGGAAGGUUUCAUAAAAUAUAUCAAGAAACUCGCCAAAACCUAUGUUCCGCCGACACCACAGAGCUACAUGUGCGAGAAUAUUACGGUGGCUCCACAAGGCUACACACAAAGUUAUGUGACUGAAUCUAACCUAGUGUAUGUGCCACAAACUCGACACCAGUUUCUAAGACACGCAACUGUGGUGGUAGGAUUGAUGUUUGCUUCGAAAGCUGUUGUACAGUUAAUCACUAACCCAUUUCUUGGACCAAUCACCAACAGGGUUGGUUAUAGUAUACCAAUGUUCACUGGUUUCGUUGUAAUGAUGGUGUCAACGAUAGUUUUUGCUUUCGCCAAUUCCUACUCUACAUUAUUCCUUGCCAGAUCCAUUCAAGGAAUCGGCUCUGCCUGUUCCAGUGUUUCAGGUAUGGGAAUGUUAGCAGAUCGAUAUCCAAACGAUGCUGAGAGAGGUAAAGCGAUGGGUAUUGCUCUCGGUGGCCUCGCUAUGGGAGUUUUAGUUGGUCCCCCUUUUGGUGGAAUAAUGUAUCAAUUCGGUGGUAAAGAAUUGCCGUUUCUCAUAUUAGCCUGCAUCGCUGUUAUUGAUGGUUGUUUGCAGUUGAUAGUAUUACAGCUGAAAGUAAAACCAGAAGCACAAGAAGGAACCUCAUUAAAAGACUUAAUCAAAGACCCCUAUAUUUUGGUAGCUGCUGGUGUUGCCUUUUUACCCGCGAGCAUUUCGUAUUUGAUAGGAACAAAUGUAUUUGGUUUACUGGCUCAUAAAAUAGGCAGGUGGUUGCUAUCGCUUAUUGGCAUCAGUUUCGCUCUUCUUUGUAUUCCAUUUGCCAAGAAUAUAUUCCAUUUAAUAGUGCCGCAUAUUGCUGUAGGUUUUGGAAUUGGAAUGGUGGAUUCAUCCAUGAUGCCGCUAAUGGGUCAUUUGGUGGAUCUGCGUCAUGUGUCUGUUUAUGGUAGCGUUUACGCCAUUGCAGAUGUGGCAUUUUGUCUGGGAUUUGCUGUCGGUCCUGCCGUUAGUGGUGCCAUUGUGAGGUGCUUGGGAUUUCCGGGGAUGAUUUGGGUGAUUUCCAUAGUAAAUAUCUUAUACGCUCCGACAAUGCUGUUUCUUCGGAAUCCACCGGUUAAAGAGGAGAAAAUGUCGCUGGUGAUGAACGAACAAUGUCCAGUACAAUAUGUGACGUACAACCAAAGUAAACGGGAUACGACAUCAGAAGACGAUGAAGGCGGCUACUGAGGGUGUGUGGCCGCAGACUGUCCGCCGCACCCUGUUGUGCUUUCACUGGGGCGAAGAGGGGGGGGAGAAUUUGAAUAACAAUGGUUAUAUAUGAAUGUCAACUACAACAAUAGCAACAACAAUGGCAAUAAGAACAUAAACAACCACAAAACAAAUAGAACAACAACCACCACAAAACACAGACACAACAACAACAAUAUAUCAACAGCAGAAAAUGUGUAAACUAUGCACAACAACAAUUACAACAACAUUUAAGAAGAUCCAAGUCACUGAGAAAUCUUCAGAGGAAUUUUGGGGAAAGAGAAAAGUUUAGGAAGAUGGCAACGACCGUAUGAGGAGCUCCAUGUCUUUUCUCUCUCUCUCUCUAUAAAUAUAUAUAUAUAUAUAUAUAUAUAUAUAUAUA
This is a messenger RNA of Octopus bimaculoides (California two-spot octopus), 2417 nucleotides long. Its product is annotated as synaptic vesicular amine transporter. The record is from RefSeq and is a predicted model, not a curated record. Gene Ontology annotation, biological process: aminergic neurotransmitter loading into synaptic vesicle; xenobiotic transport; transmembrane transport. Lineage: Eukaryota; Metazoa; Mollusca; Cephalopoda; Octopoda; Octopodidae. Gene Ontology annotation, molecular function: xenobiotic transmembrane transporter activity; serotonin:sodium:chloride symporter activity. Gene Ontology annotation, cellular component: terminal bouton; synaptic vesicle membrane.